Molecule: messenger RNA, 782 nt
Organism: Durusdinium trenchii
Lineage: Eukaryota; Dinophyceae; Suessiales; Symbiodiniaceae
Source: the annotation of a GenBank genome assembly
AUGCCGGCAGCCAGUGCAGCCAGAGCAGCAGCGUUGCAGGCGCGCGCCCAACGCCAGUACCUCAAAUAUUUGGAUGUGGUCUUGAGACAACUCACCUCCAAGACACGACCUUCACGGGGCCCUCGACAGCCAGGGCUGCUUGCAUUUCUGUCGUCCACGUGGCCAAUGUGCGAGUCGAUGUCACUAUUGGAGAUGGCCAUUUUUACACAGCCGAUGAGAAAUGUGGUGGGUCCCUCCCCGUUUCGACAUUCCCUUCAGUCCACAGCACGACUCCGGGACGAGCUCCGUGCCGUGCUCGAGGCGCAGCGGCCGGAGGCCGCGCGACGGGGCUUCGCCCUGCGGAGGCUGCCGGGCUCGGUGUUGCCGUCAGAGGCGUUUCUCCUCCACUGCCUGGCGGAUCUCCAAGGUGUACAAGUCAUUGUGGAGUCUGGCGUUGGCCAUGGUGGCUCCACUCGUGCUGCCUGUGCUUGGGCCAAAGCGGUACCGGGCAGGCGGGUGCUGUCUUUGGAACGGGCUCUCAAGGACUCCGUGGCCAGAGAUUUAGCUCCAGCCUGCCAAGGUGUGCUUGAGAUGAGAGCAGGUGAUGCUUUUGCAGCUCUUGACUGGGCUUUACACUCAGCAGGCGCCCUCAAUGUGUCUGUGGCCUUACUUUUGGAUGGUCCCAAGGGACGUGUGGCCGUAAGGAUGGCAGAGGAUGCCAUGCAACGGUUUCCUGGACUUCGUGUCGCAGCCAUCCACGAUGUUCCACGUCUUGAUCUCCGCUACAGAGAUGAGGAUGGCAG